This is a messenger RNA of Caenorhabditis briggsae, 861 nucleotides long. Bases 1 to 861 code for a protein of 286 amino acids. NCBI's taxonomy places the organism in Eukaryota, Metazoa, Nematoda, Chromadorea, Rhabditida, Rhabditidae. The transcript is spliced from 4 exons. Gene Ontology annotation, molecular function: phosphatase activity. The record is from RefSeq and is a predicted model, not a curated record. Gene Ontology annotation, biological process: dephosphorylation.
AUGAUUCGCAUUCUUCUUCUUUCUUCUGUGUUCACCUAUGUCUAUAGUGCCAAUUUAAUCAUGAUGCAAGCGAUUUGGAGGCACGGAGAUCGAGCUCCAGGAGAUCUACCGUAUCCCAAGGAUAGGUACAAUGAGACCUACUGGCCACGUGGAUGGGAUCAGUUGACCAAUAAAGGAAUUUGGCAAGCUGUUGAACUUGGCAUCUGGUUACGACAACGAUAUGGAGCUACAGUACUACCCGUCUUCAACAAAAACAAAGUGUUCAUUCUAUCUUCCGAUUCGGAAAGAGCCAUAGAAACUGCUCAAGGGGUGUCUGCUGGUCUAUUUCCACCAGUGGAUGAUCGUGUUUGGGAGUCUUCGUAUCUCCGAUAUUGGCAGCCUACACCCAUACAAACUGCGUAUGGGACUAUAGAUGCUCUUCUCCGUCCCACAAAAGUUGAUUGUCCAGCUUACGACUUGGCCAACGAGCAAGAAGAAUCUCCGAUAGCUGCUCAAAUCAACAAUGAGUAUGGUCAAAUGUUCAAGUGGCUUCAGAAUACAACGGGAAUGGAAUCUAUUGACUUUUGGAAUAUCAAUGAUUUGUAUGAUAUUCAAAGAGAGCUGGACCAUAACAUGCCACAGCCUAGCUGGUUGAAUCAGGUGUUCAACGGCACCACUAUCAUGGAUCACAUCCGUGAAUUGAAACGAAUCACUAGAAAUCAAGAAUUCAAUUCGCCAACAAAAGCAAAGUUCAGAGGAGGUUACUUGGUGAAUGAGUUUUUAAAAAAUAUGGAAGAUUUCAAGGCCAACAAGACCGAGAAAAAUGCGAUGAUGUAUUCUUCGGUAAAUUUAUUUGAAAAUAUUAGAAACGCUAAAUUUUGA